GAAUGAUUCAAUACCAAAUACUCAUUUCAGUAGUAGGUCACAGUUCACAACAUUUAUCUCCAAGAAGUUGCUAAGACCCUGAUGAAUGAUUCAAUACCAAGUACUCAUUUCAGUAGUAAGUCACAGUUCACAACAUUUAUCUCCAAGAAGAUGCAUCAGAGCAACAGUUUUCAUGGGGAAAAGAACCAGCAGCCCCAGAAGGAUGCUAGUGGAAGCAGUUUGCGCUCUGUGCACACUAAACGAAGCAACAUCAACUUGUUUUUAGUGUGUGUAUUUUUUACUUCUUCACUGAUACUGUUCCUGGAUGCAUGUCACCCCCCCUCUGAAGCCUGGGUUCUAAGUAAUCUGGAAAGAACCCGCCUCUGGGACUGGACAGCUGCUGCUAUAGUAGUGGUGUUCACUAUAUUACAGGCAGUGUUGUACUAUCUUCCCAUAGGACGGGUUGCAGAGGGCAAGAUGGGGUGUCAUGACAAACGCUUGAAGUACAGCCUGAAUGGUUUGCAUGCAUUCGUGGUGUCUGCUGUGCUGCUCAUGGGUCUGUGGCACUGUGGCAUGGUGAGAGGCAGCAGUGUGUCUAGCAGAGUGCUGCCACUGGUCAGUGCCGGACUUGCCAUGUCUACCCUGCUGAGCCUGUGGCUGUACCUCCGUCCAGGCUCGGCCCACUACUCUCAGCAGCCUUACAGUGGUAAUACAGGAAGUUUCCUGCAGGAGUUUGCAUUGGGCAAGGAAAUCGACCCUCGUGUGGGCAGAAUUGACAUGAAGCAAUUUGCUAUGGUCAGAAUUGGCUUCAUUGGCUGGGCAAUGAUGGAUUUGAGCUAUGUUCUGACAGCAAUAGAGACCAAUGGUUCCCUCUCCUUGUCUUUCCUCCUGGUGGUCACCUUCCAGUUAAUCUACAUCCUUGAUUUCCUCAUAGACGAGGACUCUGUUUUACCCACUAAAGAGUUCACUGAGGAGUCUGUUGGUUUCUUGAUGAUUCUGGGCGAAUAUAUCUGGAUACCAAUCUUCUCCAGUCUUCCCAUUUACUUCCUCCUUCAUCGGCCCAAUCACAUUGACUUCCUGUCUGCCAUACCCAUAUUGCUGCUCUUUGGAAUUGGAUUCCUCUUUUAUUACCUGUCCAAUGAACAGAAGAGUGGUUUCCGCAAGAACCCGAACAAUCCAGCAUAUGCUCAUCUGAAGGUCAUUGAGAGUCCCUCUGGAGAAAACCUGAUGGUGUCUGGAUGGUUUGGCUGGGUUCGGCACCCAAACUAUUUGGGAGAUAUACUGAUGAUGUUUGCCUGGUGCCUACCCUGUGGUUUCACUAGCCUGGUGCCAUACCUGCCUGUAAUACAGUGCAUUAACCUGCUGAGGCAGCGAGCCAAUGAAAUCGAAGCCUCGUGCCAGGAGAAGCAUGGAGAAGCCUGGCAUGAGUAUUGCCGGAGAGUUCCAUAUAAAGUGUUACCGUACAUCUACUGAUAUCCAAUUAAACAACAGAUGUCAAGACAAUUACAUUAGCUUGAGCAAUAAAGGAAAAUUAAAAAGAUGAGGUUUCUGUUGUUAGGUCUAGUCCUGUCAGGACUAUGUAGAUAUUAUUUACUAAAAUCAAGCUGCUCUUUAUGCUUUACAUAUCUCGUGUGGUCCUUGUUGACUGCACUCUCGCCAAUAGAAACUGCACAGGACAGCGCGUGAUUGCGAUAAAGUGCCACGUGUACUGUUUAACAGUAAGAGAUAAUACAAAGUGCAUUUUCCCACCGAGCACAACUUUCCAUCCGCUUCCGGUGACCUUUGCGAUAAACACCAGAUUCAAUACACCACCCAGUGUGCAAAUUAGGAAUUACAAACAAUGUAUGACUGAAAGAGACCAUAACCAGCAUAUGAAUGAGCAAGUCCGGCUGUAUAACCGCAUACAGGUAUUCACAUAUGUCUGAUAAUCACAAAUCGUAUGAAUGCCAUCAAUUUAUCCGUAAAUCAAUUUAGCAGAUUGCCAAAUAAACUGAUGAGCAAAUGA
This is a messenger RNA of Electrophorus electricus (electric eel), 1984 nucleotides long. NCBI's taxonomy places the organism in Eukaryota, Metazoa, Chordata, Actinopteri, Gymnotiformes, Gymnotidae. The record is from RefSeq and is a predicted model, not a curated record.